Symbiodinium pilosum is the source of this 498-nucleotide messenger RNA. NCBI's taxonomy places the organism in Eukaryota, Dinophyceae, Suessiales, Symbiodiniaceae. The record is from the annotation of a GenBank genome assembly.
AUGGCGCCGAAGUUUGACCCCAACGAAGUGAAGGCACCACUGGUGUGCCAGUAUGGCGGUGAGCAGGCUCCAAGCUCUGUGCUGGCUCCAAAGGUCGGCCCGCUCGGAAUGUCGCCCAAGAAGGUUGGCGACGACAUCGUGAAGGGCACCAGCCAGUGGAAGGGCAUCCGAGUGACCGUCAAGCUGACGAUCCAAAACAGAGCGGCCAAGGUGGAUGUGGAGCCGAACGCCACAAGUCUGAUCAUCAAGGCGCUGAAGGAGCCUCUCCGUGACCGAAAGAAGACCAAGAACAUCAAGCACAGCGGCAACCUUACGAAGAAUGUCUUCCUGGACAUUUGCCGCCAGAUGCGAAAGAAGAGCUUGGCAAAGGAGUUCAAGGGCACUGCCAAGGAGAUCUUGGGAACUUGCUUCGCCGUUGGCUGCACUGUGGACGGCCAGAAGCCCAUUGCCCUGCAAGAGGCCAUUGACAACGAGGAGUGGGAGCUGCCCACUGAGUAA